Molecule: messenger RNA, 5900 nt
Organism: Acipenser ruthenus (sterlet)
Lineage: Eukaryota; Metazoa; Chordata; Actinopteri; Acipenseriformes; Acipenseridae
Exons: 4
Coding region: 4071-5483 (470 amino acids)
Biological process (GO): monocarboxylic acid transport; transmembrane transport
Molecular function (GO): monocarboxylic acid transmembrane transporter activity
Source: RefSeq, a predicted model, not a curated record
ACAGUAAAAAAAACGUAUCACGGAUUGCACCACCGUCCAACUCCCGGUUUUGUAUUUUCAAAAGUAGACAAGUAUGAAAUCCCGAGACAGGGGAGAGAGUGCCCUCUGCUGGACUCACAGGUAAUGCUGCAGUGUCCAUCAUACAGUCUAAGGAUCCCGAUAAUAAAUACAGCUCCAUGAGAAACUGUGCUCCAGUCAGAUAUCCUUUGUGUGGUUCAUUUGUAUGCCAUUAUAAUACUUUUACGGCCCAGUAGUUUGGAUCCUAGUUAUUGAGUCAUUCCCUCCCAUAUUUCAGAUUGCUGACUAACUGCACAGUGAAGGCCUGAACUUGUGACUUGGGGAAAGUGAUAUGUAAUGUCAAAGUGCCAACCACUCUCUAUUCUUAUAACACGGAGCUGGAGAGAGAGAGAGAGAGAGAGAGAGAGAGAGAGAGAGAGAGAGAGAGAGAGAGAGAGAGAGAGAGAGAGAGAGAGAGAGAGAGAGAGAGAGAGAGAGAGAGAGAGAGAGAGAGAGCAUGUCAGUAUAUAGCUAACCAGCCUGUUUGAUGCGAAGGGGUUUUGAAAAGGUAUGACCCCUUACAGCACUGCAGUCUACAGAGGUGCUCAAUGACAGCGGAUCAAUAGUUUGAGGACUCUUGUAUAACAUACCAGUCAAUCUGCUCUUCAACUGAUGCUAUGACUGACAGCAAGGUCCCAGUCUUUCCAUCCUCUCCAGUCUUCCCAUGGUCAGUGUUACAGUUGUGGUAUAGGUUAAGCUAACUAACUUUCAAACCAACAAUAAUUUUGCAUGUUAAUCUUCCCAUGUGUUCUUCCCAUGUGUUUAGCUUGGUUAUACUAUGCAUUCAGUUGACCAUGUUUUGCCAUGCUUUUAAAUAUGCUUUACCAUACACAUCUGUGGACUUUACAGUGCUUACCUAUGCUUUAUAAUGCUUUCGCUGAGCUUUAUUACACUGUGUUUUACUAUAGGACUAUAGGAAUCUUUUAUAAAGGGCAUGUUAAAUCUGAAGCAUUAGUACUUGAAAAAUCUGUAUAUCCAAAAUGUGGAUCUGUGAUGAGGUUGCUACUAAGAAGCAAGAAAAAAGGAUUUACAGUAUAAUCUCGAUUAUAACUUCUUUAAAAGGUCACAAAUAGAUGAACUUUAUUAAUAAAAAAAUAAAUAAAAGAGAGGAUAAAUAAGGAACGAAGCAAUAUAAAUAAAUUGAUAACGACCAUAUAAGCUGACUUGUGCUGCUGAAGAAAUAGGCCAACUGAGACACAUGGGCUAUGCCAAGAGUCAAACUGAGUUUAAAUAUCAUUUAUAUAUUGUGUAUCCAGGAAACAACCUACUGUGUGUGUUGGCACUGGUAUGGGAGUGAGUGAGUGAGUGAGGGAGGGGGAGUGAGUGAGUGUGUGAGUGAGUGUGUGAGUGAGUGUGUGAGUGAGUGAGUGAGUGUGUCAGCGCUAUUUAUUUAAAGAGAGUAACCACAGUCUGCUUGUGAAACAUAAGCCUUGUAAAUGUUUUAAGCAACAUAAGCACAGGCCUGUUACUGUGCCAAAAACUAUGCCUGUGUUUAAUUAUAAUGGGAUGACAUGGAGAGGAACACAGACCUGUUAUUAAUGUAAGCUUAAGACUACGUUUAUCCUGUGUUGUGAAGUCUAGGAGCACGUUGGUGAAGUUUUACAAAUGGAUAUAAUUAAUCUAAAGCUUACAUAAUUGGUGGUAGCUAUGGGAUUGUUCUGUUAAGUAUUGAAGAAUUGAUCUACUUUGAGUCUGCACAUUGUUUAUUUUUCUGUAUGGAAUAAAACAUUGCCUUCAAAGUUUUCACUGGCCCUUCUUUUAAAAAACCUGUGCAAGAUAAGCAUGAACAGGAAUUAAAUAGAACUUGAAAAGUGAAUUAAAUACUACCUGAGUAAUAGAGAAAAGGCUGAGCAAGAACUGGGGACCACACACAAAGCUAACAAGCGUGAUUGUGCAAAGUUACAUGCACUACCAAGUGUGUCAAACUGUGCGCUGAUAUCGUGAUGUGGACCACCGUCCACUAAGAGCUGGUUUAGGGACAUUCUCUGUUUUUGGAUUUCCCAUAUUAAAAUUCAGACCAGCUCACGGUUUCAUUUAGCUUUAACAGAAGAAGUCUGGUUCGUGUCACAGCUGAUUCCUGCCUGUGUCUGUGUGUUCAAUAACUGUCUGCUACAGGCUCCAGCACUCCAGCAGUGUGCAUCAUACCUGACUUUUAUUAGGGCUAGAACUGUUUCCAUAGAUACCAGCUGCCAAGAACAGAAUUGUGCACCAUCUGUUUUCUCCGUGUUUAUUUCACAUUGACCUUUAUACAGUCGCUAUAAGAACAGUUGAACAUGUUAUUGUGUGAAACAGAAGUCGGGUAAAUGUUUAAAACAAUGUAAGCACAGGACUGUUACUCUGUGUGUCUAGGUGUGAUCAGUGAGGCAUGAGGUCAUUGUACAAUGUGAAAUAAAUGUUCAGGAUUAAGAUAUAAGAUGGCUAGCAAACUAUGCCUGUGUUCAUUUACAAUAGGAUGGGGAGGCAUCAAAUUAACACGAACUAAACAGAAAUUAUCAUCUAUUAAAAUAGUGAAAUAAACAAAAACACACCACUUGCCACCUGCUUAAAAUGAAGGUGUUAUAGAUAGAAUUGAUAGGCGUGGCGCUUAUCUGUUAAAGGAGACAUGUUUGUAAUUUAAAGAUCAUGUUACACUCAGAAUUCUUAAGGACUGUUUCUGAAUGUUUUAAAAACUAGGCUAAACGGUCCUUUGAAAACUGACAAUAUACUCUGAAUCUUCUGUAAACAGUUGAAAAAGGAUCCAUAGACAUAAUUGCUGGAGCCCAUAGUUUUAAACCUCACAGUAAAUGUGUACAUGUACAGGCUAGCAGCGGCUUUGGAGAAGCAUUUGAGACUGAGAUGAGAAGAACAUUUUCUCCCCAGGUUUGUCUACUGCGAAGCAGAAGUGAGGUUAAUUGUGUUGAGUCGUUAUGCCAUCCAGGGUAUGUACUCCUGUGGACUCUGUGUAUCCUGGUUUCCAUAAUAGGGACCUGGCUCAAGUGACACAGAGGGCAGUCCAGGCAGAGUCAUUCUACUGCUCAGGAUUGCACAAGCUGGUGCUGAUCCACUCUGCCAUGUGUCAGAGAAAGAGAGGGAGAGAGCGAGAGAACACUCCAGAAGAAAUCAACUACCAGGUAACAAAGACUCCACUGUUAUGAUAGUACUGUUUGGAUUGUACUGUAAACACUGUACUUCUGUAUACACUUGGGAGAGAUGCUUUGGACCUUAAGAGAUAUUGGAGAAAGACAUUCACAAAACGUUUUAAGUACUGUUUUAAGUACUGUUUUAAGAUGUUUUAAGUACUGUUUUGAUAAAGACUUUUUUGUGCUGAUGAAUGAAAUCUAGCUUGCAGUUCAUGAAACUUUUUUUAAAUUGUAUUUUUCAACAUUUAACUUUAGUAUAGUAACAGUGUAGUAAUGUGAGAAGGUGCUGCUCGCUCAGCUGACCUCUGCUCACAUGGAGGGCAGCAGGCUUGUGGUUGUUGUGAAACCCCUCAGCCACAGCUCAGUCAGGAGAGCAUGACAUUCCACUGACAGUCCAUUCACAGGCGAUGUAUUACACUGCAGCGUGUGGGGUCAGCAGAAUUGCAUUGUCACUGCACCCCCUUAAAAGAGUCUUAACUAAGGUUUACAAUGUUUAUCAGUGCUAAGGUUUGACAUCGAUUCCUUGCCUCUUAUUUGUUGUUUGCUUACAUUUGAUAGUUCAGUUUGCAAAUGCAGAUAUUUCAAAGACCACUCCAGAGUAACACUUGCAGCUGCUUCCUGAUAUGAAUUCACUUCCUGUGCAGUAGGUCAGUUUCACUCCAGUGGUCUGGCUCUAGAUUGGACAUGUGAUCAACCAGGGAGAACAGGUUUAUUUUUGUCUUUUUGCUGAUCAGCAGAGUGAAGGGGUUAGUGACGAGCAUGACUAAAUGGAAUAAGAAGUAAGAAGAAUGAUUUUAAAUCUUUGGUCAGCACGGGGCAUCGGGGCAGCGGGUUGGAUUAUUCUGUCUACCUCGUGCCUUUACAUUUUGUCUUUCAGAUCCUUGCGGACGGAGAAUGUGGCUGAAGGAGCUGAAGAAGCUGUUUGGUGUCCGAGGGGAGUGGGGGGCUCCUGGGAGGUCCACGCCCCUCCACAGUGAGACGAAGCCCCCCGCCCCGGCCUGCACCGAUGGGGGUUACGGCUGGGUCAUUGCAGCCACCUGCUUCGUGGUGACGGGCCUCACCUCCUCUGUUGUCAGAUCCUUCGGCUUGUUUUUCAUUGAGGUCCAGGAGCACUUCGACGAGCAGGCCAGCAACAUCUCCUGGAUCAGCGCCAUCGCAGUGGCCGUCUUCCAUCUGACUUCUCCGGUAGCCAGUGCUCUUAGUGUGUUGCUGUCGCACAGGGCUGUGAUCAUGCUGGGAGGCCUGUUUGCCAUGCUGGGAAUGCUGGGAGGCUCCUUCGGGCUCAGUCUGGUUUGGAUGUACCUCACCACAGGAGUAAUACUAGGACUUGGCAUUUCGUUCUCGUGGAUCCCAGCGCAGAGCAUGGUCAACCAAUACUUCAAUCAGCGCCGAGCUAUGGCCAACGCCAUCGUCAGCAGCGGGGAGUGUGUCUUCAGCUUCGUCUUCAUUCCAUUCUUCCAGUGGCUCAUUAACAGCAUGGCCUGGAAGGGUGCCAUGGUGGUGAUCGCUGGUCUCCAGCUGAACCUGUGUGUGUGUGGAGCUCUGAUGAGGCCGUACAGACCCCCCGCGAAGAACACGCCUUCCUCUGGGGUGAAACGUCAAGACUCAGAAGAGAAACCCCCAUUGAUGGACUUUUCCUUGCUGAAGCUUCCCAAGUUCUUGUCCAUCAUUGUGUUUGCUCUCUUUUCUGUCGUGGGCUUCCACAUCCCUGCCAUCUACCUGGUUCCCUUUGCCCAGGGUAUUGGGGUGGAGAAGCUGAGCGCCACUUUCCUGGUGUCGUACUGGUCUGUGGCGGAUCUGGUGGGACGCCUGGGCUGUGGCUGGCUUGUGAACCUGGCUCUGGUGAGGAACAUCCGCCUGCUGGCCAUGAUGACCACAGUGCUGGGAACAAGCCUGAUGCUGCUCCCCAUUGCCACCAGCUACCCCUCGCUGGCCGCGUUCAGCUGCUUCUGCGGAGUGUCCUUCGGGGCCGCGGUGUCGCUCCUCCUCACCGUCCUCAUUGACGUGGUGGGGGUCUCCAGACUGGACAGCGCCCUCGGGAUGCUGAUGUUCUUCAGGAGCGUAGGCUGCCUCCUUGGCCCACCACUCGCAGGCACCCUGGUGGACAUGACGGGGAACUAUGGCAGUGGGUUCUAUGCUGCAGGGGGGGCGCUCAUUACCUCAGUGGGGUUCCUGCUGCUCACCGACUUCCUGAUGACCAGCUCCGAGGGGCAACCGGGGCCAGAACUGGAAAGGGGCCCCCCCGACUCCCAGCGAAAGGGGGUCGAACAGUGCAGUGUCUGUGUGAAAGCAGCUCCACCCCCAUAAGGGUUGUAUUGAGGGUAACGUGUGACACGUCUUCACUAUAUAAAUGAAAGUGAAGCAUGAACAGAACAAGCGAAGAAAACACAGAGAGUGACGCAUUCAGAAAAAGAGCUGUACAGUACAAGGCCUGCUAUGGUGACAAUUUCCCUCUAGUGGAUAGUUCACACAACGACUGGAAAGCAUCUCAGUGCUGGUUGUGGCCAUGGCAUCACUUUACUAUAUAUAUAUAUAUAUAUAUAUAUAUAUAUAUAUAUAUAUAUAUAUAUAUAUAUAUAUAUAGCAUAAAUGUAUACUAUUAUCAAAGCACUGUUACAAUGGUUAAUUUAUAAGAAAGUAUUAGCCUUACGAUGCAAUUCAUGUUAAAAAAAAACCAAAAAAAAAACCAUUAAACACAUUUUGAACGUCUCUAAUGGGACUUUA